AGAAAUAAAGUCACGAUGUUACACACUGAAGAGACACCAGGUGGCGGCAUGCAGCUUCAACUCUGGUCUGAAGAAGAAGAAGAAGAAGAAGAAGAAGAAGAAGCCUUCACGCUCUCCUGGGCCCCAAACUUUAACAGAAACUUAUUUCAUCUCCGGAACGAGAAGAUUUCAGAGCGGUUCUCUACAGGACAGAACCGGGACAGUUCGGCAGGAUUCGAUGAAAUGUUUUUCCUGAAGACUCUUCCUCUGAGUCGACCUGCAGCUGUGCAGCUCCUCCGCCUGUUUUCUACCAACACUUUACCCACUCUCACUCUCUUUACUAAGGAUCCAUGUCCUCUGUGUGAUGAAGCUAAAGAAGUGCUGGAGCCAUUCAGACACCGGUUUGUCUUGCAGCAGGUGGACAUCACCGUCCCAGAGAACAGCUUGUGGUUCGACAGGUACAGAUGGGACAUACCUGUCUUCCAUUUGAACGGGCAGUUUGUUAUGAAACAUCGUGUGGAUGUCGUCUUGUUGGACAAACUGCUGCAGGAUGCGGAGGCACAGAAGACAUGACAACAUUUAUCAUAAGACUUACAGUUAUAACUGUCAUAGUCAUAACUAUUGGAACAGCGAGGUCAAUUCCUUUAUUUUAUCUGUACACGAGAGAGAUGAAUAUGAGACAAGAGAUCAGUAUGUCAGCUUUCAUUUGCAGGUAUUUUACAUCGCAGUGUAUUAAAAAACGUAGCAAAAACUAUAACACCUUUUGUUUGAACCCACUUAAUUUUAAAGUGAGCAAAAUGAUGGGAACAUGUGACUGACAGGUGGUUUUUGCUGCCAAGGUGUGUCCUAUUAGAUAAUAAUAAAAAGUGUUGAAUGUCUACUCUCAGUUUCAGCUCUGGGUUUUGUCUUUGCAGAGUGCAUUUGUAGUUAAAAAGGUGUAACCAACAUGAAACCCGGGGAGCUGUCUAUUGGAGAAAAGCCAGCAAUUGAGGCUGAGAGUGUUGUGGAAUUUCGGCUCACUGGACAGUUCAGGAGCGAUGAAGAGGUCUCGGAGACACCGACGACUUACGUUGAGAUAGUUUAUAGAACAAGAUCUUGGAGGAGCAAAAUAACAUAACGUCUAUCUGCACAGAGUUCUAACGAGUCUUCCCCAAUGUUCAAAUUCUCUCUUACAGCUGCAGGAGGUAGUGCUUCCAUACAUGGUUAUCUGAUUAACAACAUAGCAAGAGGAGUGAUGCAGAGUCUCUCCCCUUAGUCUGUAAACAUAGAUCGAAGGCAGAUCACUCAUUAGCAAUAAGAACAGAAAGGCCAGAUUGGAAUUUGACAAAAAGUACAAACACAAGGCUCAGAAGUUCUGGGACAAAGUGUCAUGGUCCAAUGAGACUAAGAUGAAUUUUACCAAAGUGAUGGAAAGUGUAAUGUGAUGAGACAGGAAGCAUCUGCUCAGGAUCCCAAACACACAAGCUGAUCUGUGAAACAUGGCGGAGGUGAUGGCUCGGCUGCAUGGCUUCUUCUCGGACGGGCUCAUUGAGCUUCAUUUAUGAUGUCACACGUGCUGCUGCAGCUAAAUAAGCUCAGAAGUCUACAGAACCUUUCUGUCUGCCAGUGUAAAGACCGAUGGAACCAAACAGACCACGAGAUCCUUGAUUGUGCAGCAAGACAACGACCCAGAACGCAAAACAACCAAGGAGUCCAUCAGAGGAGAGAAGACGGUCUCAGACUGAAGAGAAUCUCCAGACUUAUUAACAUGUUGAGAUUUUUACCUGCAGAAGGAGACUGAAUGAACAAGUAUUGUUUCACACUAAUCUGUUAUAGUCUUUGUUCCUGAACAUUUGCUCACCUAAAAGUUAACAACAGAUGUAACAGAUCUGGAUGGAAGUACCUGGAAUAGAAAGCUGACAUGCUGAUCUGCUGUCUCACAUUCAUCUUCUGAUGUCAAACUCAAAUGUUUCAGUGUUCAGACAAAAUAAAAGAAUUGGUUUCCCUGUUCCAGUAGUUAUGGUGUUGGGAUUAGUGUUUGUAAAAUGAUCAAGAAUAAAUCAGCUGAAAUAAUCAA
Molecule: messenger RNA, 2035 nt
Organism: Acanthopagrus latus (yellowfin seabream)
Lineage: Eukaryota; Metazoa; Chordata; Actinopteri; Spariformes; Sparidae
Gene: c16h5orf63
Product: chromosome 16 C5orf63 homolog
Exons: 4
Coding region: 16-552 (178 amino acids)
Source: RefSeq, a predicted model, not a curated record